GCAGUUCGUGAUGGCGGGGGCUGGUUCCGCCGCUGUGUCCGGGGCCGGGACCCCAGUGGCGGGGCCUGCAGGCCGCGACCUCUUCGCCGAGGGGCUCCUCGAGUUCCUGCGACCCGCUGUGCAGCAGCUCGACUCUCACGUCCACGCUGUCAGAGAGAGCCAAGUAGAGCUCCGGGAACAAAUUGACAACCUAGCUACCGAGCUGUGCCGCAUAAAUGAGGAUCAGAAAGUGGCUCUGGAUCUCGACCCCUAUGUAAAGAAGCUCCUUAAUGCUCGGCGACGAGUCGUCUUGGUCAAUAACAUCCUACAGAAUGCCCAGGAACGGCUGAGGCGGCUAAACCACAGUGUUGCCAAGGAAACAGCCCGAAGGAGGGCAAUGCUGGAUUCAGGCGUUUAUCCUCCUGGUUCCCCAAGCAAGUAACAGGCCAAAAGGUGGGGCCCAUGGCCACAGAACAGCACAAAUACUAUUCUCUGGCUGCCUGUUUCCUCCAGGACUCCCUGUAGGUGUUGGGACAUCAAAAAGGCAGCCCUCUGGCUUGCAUUUGAAGCACUUAAAGUCUUACCCAUUUUUGUGGGGCCCAAAGAAACCCAUGUGUGGCAGGACUCAGGAUCCCAAAGGAUUUAUUAUGGCUCUUGCUUCCAAGAAUGAGCUGAGGCUUCUACACAUUUUUUUUCCCCAGCUACAUACUCAUCAGGCCCACCUCUUCUACCAUCUUCAAGCCUCAUUAACAAUGGAGAGGCUUCCUCUGCUACACGCCAGGUUAUUGGGGCGCCUGCAGUAUCCUCUACGUGGGACUUCCAAUUUUCCUUUGUUUGCACUGAGGAUUUAGAGAAAAGGGUAGGCAAAGUCAAGGUGAAUGACCCAUCUACCCUCUUCUGUUGACCACAUCGGCUAGACUACUACUGUAGCAGUUACUAGAACCAUUUAAUUCAAUAAAUGCUUAAACAGUG
This is a messenger RNA of Sus scrofa (pig), 951 nucleotides long. RefSeq names its product SNAP associated protein (gene SNAPIN). NCBI's taxonomy places the organism in Eukaryota, Metazoa, Chordata, Mammalia, Artiodactyla, Suidae. The record is from RefSeq and is marked validated. Gene Ontology annotation, molecular function: SNARE binding. Gene Ontology annotation, cellular component: BLOC-1 complex; BORC complex; synaptic vesicle. Gene Ontology annotation, biological process: intracellular protein transport; lysosome localization; synaptic vesicle exocytosis.